UAGCUCACUUUGAAAUAUUCUGUGCACGAUAUAAAAACAGAUCCAACAAUUGCUAAUCUGAAGUUAAGGUAUGCAUGACAACGGUGCCCUCUCCAGGAGUAGUCCAGCCACUACUAGCCUAUGGCAUACACAAUGAUCUUCAGUCAGUGAAGAACAAUGGGCAUUUGGAGACACGGAACAGUUGGCAUGAACUUGGAGCGCGCUUUGCUCUCGUCACCGCCGUCAGUCGUGUCCAACCGUUUAAGAGGGGCAAGCAGACUCGCACAAAGUUGAGGAGAGUCAAGCUACAGCUCACACCAUGGUGGGAAGGAGACGCCCAAGAACAUCUAGCAAGACUCUCACAGAGCCGGCUAUAUUCGCAAAGGAGACCAGCUGUGAGUGUCGUGCCCCUCACGAGAGACUGACCACCAAGCAGGCCAGGCAUGCCACACCUGUGGACCGUCCGGUGCGGGUCUAUGCAGAUGGCAUCUUUGACCUGUUCCACUCCGGUCACGCUCGUGCUCUGAUGCAGGCCAAGAACCUCUUCCCUAACUCAUACCUAAUAGUAGGAGUGUGCAGUGAUGAGCUCACUCAUAAGUAUAAGGGCUUCACGGUGAUGACGGAGGACGAACGCUACGAGGCGCUGAGGCACUGCCGCUAUGUGGACGAGGUGGUGCGAGACGCUCCGUGGAGCCUCAGCCCAGAGUUCCUGGAGAAACACAAGAUUGACUUUGUGGCUCAUGAUGACAUCCCAUACUCUUCAGCAGGAAGUGAGGAUGUGUACAAGCACAUCAAAGAGGCCGGUAUGUUUGUGCCCACCCAGAGGACAGAAGGCAUUUCCACCUCUGACCUGAUCACGCGUAUUGUGCGGGACUAUGAUGUCUAUGCCAGGAGAAACCUGCAGAGGGGCUACACAGCCAAGGAGCUGAACGUCAGCUACAUCAACGAGAAGAAGUAUCGUCUGCAGAACCAGGUAGACCGUAUGAAGGAGAAGGUUCGCACCGUGGAGGAGAAGUCCAAGCACUUUGUCUACAAGGUGGAGGAGAAGAGUGCCGACCUCAUCCAGAAGUGGGAGGAAAAGUCACGGGAAUUCAUUGGCAACUUCCUGGAGCUGUUCGGCCCAGAUGGAACAUGGAAGCAGAUGUUCCAGGAGCGAAGUGGCCGGAUGAUCCAGGCGCUGUCCCCAAGCGGUUCUCCACGUGGUUCCCCAAGCGGUUCCCCACAUGGUUCCCCCAGCAGCAGCCCGCCCCGGGAGCUGUCCCCGCUCCGCUCCCCCUCUCCCCCGUCCCACUGGGCCCACUCUCACGCCCGGGCCUCCUCGCCCCCCUCCCCUAAAGCAGCCUCUGCCUCCAUUAGCAGCAUGAGUGAGGGCGACGAGGACGAGAAGUGAGCGAUCUCACACACACACACACUCACACACAGAUACACACACACAGGCACACACACACACACACACACACACACACACGUAUAUAUAUAAACUCAGUCAGACUUGCCUGUAGAGCUUAUCAAAAUUCCCUUCCCCACACACACAAAUAUACAGAAAUGCUAACCAAAACCCAGGCAUCUCAUCUCAUGCACACACACACACAAACCACACAUGCCUGUUGAGCCCUUCAACUCUUCCUCUCCACACACACACACAAAAACACUUGCCUGAACACAUCACCUCACAGGCACACACCAACACACACACACACACACACCUGUUACGUCUGACAUGCCUCUGGAGCCCAUCAACUCUCCUCCACAAAUGGCAGCACAAACACGCUUUCACACAUGUACACACACACACACACACACAUAUACCGGCAGCAAUGACUGAAUGCUACAUCUGAUGCUAAACCAUAAAAAAAACAUCAAAGGACUACAGUAAAACGUAAGGCGGAUCAUGUGGACUAAAAUGGAAUAACUGAACAUGCAGUACUGUUAUCACACUGAAAGCCAUUACAACUCUUUCUGCCUCUAGUUCAGAUGGAUGCAGGGAGGGAGAGUGACUAAGAACGAGUAAGGGGAAGGAAAGGGGGAGAAUGAGUGGUCGAGAUCUAGAUAGAUUUGUAUGCAGCUGUACGAUGACCCCUGCUGCUUGCCUUCAUUUUUGAAUUUUGCAUAGAAAAAUACUGUGAGAGACCUCCUAUUUAUGGGCAAUGCAUCAAAGAUGCAGUCUGGCUCAUCAGAACAAGGAGAUCCCAGUUCACUUGAAACGGAGCAGUUUGGUGCAGCACUCUUCAGCCAUUAAUUAUUUGUCACACACACACACACACACACACACUCCACAAUAAGGGUGCAAUCUAGAAUUGUUUUAAUUAGAUCCCUCUUAAGAAAGGUUCUUUGUGGAACUCUUUGAGGGUUCUUUGUGUAACAACUUACUAUUACAGCGGUGAGUAACCAUUACGAGGGAAACUGAGCCUGUUUUAGAAACAGGUUCUUUGUGGCCAAGGUUCCAUGUACAGUCUUUAUCUUUUUAAAGAGCUUACUUAGAACCUUUUUUGGUUGAAACAUUAUUGACGUCAAGUCCAUUUUAGGUUCUUUAUUCCAUCUUAGUUUUUUUGUGUGUUGCUAUCAGUUUCGUAUCAAGUAGUAUCCUUCAUUUGAAAGCAUUAUAACCAUGCAGUGUGUCCAUGCUGUUGUAUAUAUCCAUCCAAACAGGCACACUCUGAAUGAGGGACUGUUUGUGUUUGAAUGAUUUCAGACUGUGUGAUCACACUGGGGUGAGAUCUCAGGAUAGUGGCUCAUCCUAUCCUCUUUAGGUCUGACUACAGAAUAGGCCACCUGCUGUACUAUUUCAAUACUUCUUAACACACUAAUAAAAAAAUAUGAUGUCAAUCAGAUCAAAUGUACACACACACCACACAUACACACACACACAAACACACACAAAGCCAUUUCCACCUAGAGAUGUUGUGUAUGCAAUGUAUGUAACCUUGCACUCUGUACAAAUGUGUUUUAUUCUGGUUUUUUUUAUUAUCUUAUUUUUAUGUAUGAUUUGAAAUGGCUUAAAAUGUAAAUAAAUAGUUCAAUGACAAACAAUAUU
This is a messenger RNA of Clupea harengus (Atlantic herring), 3013 nucleotides long. RefSeq names its product phosphate cytidylyltransferase 1B, choline a (gene pcyt1ba). Lineage: Eukaryota; Metazoa; Chordata; Actinopteri; Clupeiformes; Clupeidae. Gene Ontology annotation, biological process: CDP-choline pathway. Gene Ontology annotation, molecular function: choline-phosphate cytidylyltransferase activity; phosphatidylcholine binding. The record is from RefSeq and is a predicted model, not a curated record.